AUGAUCCGUAGUGGUUCGCUGUGCAUGCGCCGCGCCUGCUUCAAGACAGCGUCAAUUAUACGGCGAUGGAAAAGUGAGGAGACUGUGCCGCCCGUGCAGAAGCUUAGCGAUGAGAUCCGACGCUCGCAGGAAGAGACGCGUCGUGUGUUGCUCUUGAUCCGCACCUUCAAGCAGUAUGGCCACUAUGUCGCCCAGAUCGACCCGCUUCAGAAAAGAGAAAAGUUGCCCGAGCUCGAGCGAUGGGUCAACGGAGACCGGUGGGUCGAAACGCCCUUUUUUGACGAGUUUAACCUGCGCAGCCUCGCGUCCAAGAACCUCCUGGAACUCACGACGCACGGUUUCACGGCCAGUGACUUGGAUCGCGAGUUUUUCAUUGGCCAGGAUCUCUCCAUUGGUCCAGUUGCGACACUUCGAGAGAUUGUGACGGAGCUCCAGGAACUCUUCUGCGGACGUAUUGGGCUUGAGUAUCAGCAUUUGCGCAAUCGGGAUGCGGCGCUCUGGAUCCGUGAGCGGCUGGAAGAGUACAAGCAAUACCACUUUCGUGAUGAAGAAAAGAUCGAUAUGCUGCGCCAAAUGGUGCAAGCUGAGCUCUUUGAGCGCUUUCUUGGACGACGUUUUUCCGGAGCUAAACGCUUCUCGAUUGAAGGCGGUGAGAGCCUGAUACCUGGUCUUUGUGAGCUCCUUCAAAAUGCUAGUGACCACGGCGUGGAGGUCGUCCAGAUGGGAAUGGCUCAUCGAGGACGUCUGAACGUUCUGGCAAACGUACUACAACGACCACUGCGGUCGAUUAUUUCUCAAUUCCAGCCAUACUUGCCGGAUGAACCUGAUUACCCGAACAACUCGGACGAUGUGCGAUACCACCUCGGAACAUCGUCCGUGAUUGAGACGCGCAAUGGCAAACACCUGGAAAUUAACUUGGUGGCGAACCCGUCACACCUAGAAGCGGUGAAUCCGGUCGUGCUUGGUCAAGCGCGGGCUUGUCAGACGCAACUAGGUGAUGACGGCAGUCGAGUAAUGCCGAUUUUGAUCCAUGGAGACGCUUCGAUGUUUCAAGGGUCUGUCCGAGAGACACUGGGCUUCAGCUCACUGGAAGACUUUCGAACCGGUGGAACAAUCCAUGUGGUUGUUAAUAACCAGAUUGGCUUCACCACACUGCCGAAGAACGCAGACUCCGCCGUGUAUUGCACCGAUGUUGCGAAGGUCUCGAGAAGUCCAAUCUUUCACGUGAAUGCUGACGACCCGGAGGCAGUAGCAAAGGUGAUGAGAAUGGCAGUGGAAUUCCGUCAACUGUUUCAAUGUGAUGUGACCAUCGAUCUGGUGUGCUACCGUCGUCACGGGCAUAAUGAACAAGACUCACCGGAGAUCACAGCACCGAUUAUGUAUCACUUUAUCAACAAACACCCCACCGUGAUCAAAUUGUAUUCUCAAAAGCUUGCGAGCGAAGGCACCUUGUCAGCGGACGACUUCGCACAAAUGUGUUCUUCGUUUGAGAAUCACCUUGACUCCGAGUAUGACCACUCGCGGGAAAUGCAUUCUGGUUGGGACAAUUCUGGCGACACAUCGUGGAAAACCGAGUCGUACACGGACAAGAGCAGUCUCAACACAAAGUGUGUGACCAGUCUUUCGAGUGCAGAAGAUACUGGUCGGAAGCAAAUCUACGACCGAUCAAAGGGCGUCGAUCAGAAGUUUCUAGAGAAACUAGGCAGUCAGCUAUUUCGGAUACCACGGGGAUUUUCCGCUCAUCGGAAAGUUGAAGCCAUAAUGAAUAAUCGGCUGCGCGCAGUCGAGACUGGUGCUCGAGUCGAUUGGGCGACAGCAGAGAUGCUAGCGUUUGGCUGCCUUCUCGUUGAAGGCAUUGAUGUGCGGCUCAGCGGACAAGACUGUGAACGCGGCACCUUCAACCAACGCCACGCUGUUCUAUACGACCAAUUUGAAGCUCUGUCCGGACGCAGUUCGUCAUAUACGCCGCUGAAUAAUCUCGACAUAGGUGGAUUGAGAGAUACACUACUCAUGACCGAGCUAGAAGAUGCACCACAAGGCCGGUUUGACGUCGUGAACAGUCCUCUUAGUGAAGAGGGGGUGCUUGGCUUUGAAUAUGGCUACUCUUUGCAAACUCCAAUGGGCUUGACCAUUUGGGAAGCUCAAUUCGGUGAUUUUGCGAAUGGCGCUCAGACAAUGAUUGACACCUUCAUCACUACGGGCGAGCAGAAGUGGCAGCGACAAUCGGGUAUCGUGCUGAACUUACCACAUGGCUUCGAAGGUCAAGGACCGGAGCACAGCAGCGCACGGAUCGAGCGUUUUCUUAAUUUAGUCAAUGAAGACUGCGACGAGUUUACAACAAAACAAGAUGUUGAUGCCGCAACAACGCGAACGAACGUUCAGGUGGUCAUUCCGUCCACGCCUGCCCAAUACUUCCACGCUCUUCGUCGUCAAGUAUCUUCUAGCCAUCGGAAGCCGCUGAUCAUGUUCACCCCGAAGUCGCUACUUCAUCACCGCCCGUGCAACUCAGACUUGGUGGAUUUGACCCUGGGUACGUCAUUCCAGCGCGUGCUUCCACCACACCCCGAUGAUGUAGCCACUAUGGCGGAUGAAAACGAGAUCCGUAAGCUGGUGCUCUGCUGUGGGAAGAUUUACUUCCCGGUGCGCCAUAACAUGCGGAUUCGUGGGAUUCAUGACAUCGCCACGGCUCGAAUUGAGCAGCUCGCCCCAUUCCCUUUCCACGAAGUGGCAGAUUGCAUCGCACGAUAUCCUCACGCGAAGAUCGUGUGGGUCCAGGAAGAGCCGAAGAACAUGGGCGCGUACAGCCACGUUCUCCCGCGUUUAGUAACGAUUCUCAAGCACCUGGGCGACUCGCGCGACGUCUCAUACAUUGGACGCCCCCCGUCCGCGUCACCCGCAACUGGCCAGUACGAAGUCCAUGUUCACGAAAUGAAGACAAUCGUUGACGAGGUACUGCGUGAAAAUAGUUGA
Molecule: messenger RNA, 2970 nt
Organism: Peronospora matthiolae
Lineage: Eukaryota; Oomycota; Peronosporomycetes; Peronosporales; Peronosporaceae
Source: the annotation of a GenBank genome assembly